Molecule: messenger RNA, 2510 nt
Organism: Panonychus citri (citrus red mite)
Lineage: Eukaryota; Metazoa; Arthropoda; Arachnida; Trombidiformes; Tetranychidae
Product: cAMP-dependent protein kinase type II regulatory subunit-like
Exons: 11
Coding region: 713-1894 (393 amino acids)
Biological process (GO): regulation of protein phosphorylation
Cellular component (GO): cAMP-dependent protein kinase complex
Molecular function (GO): cAMP-dependent protein kinase regulator activity
Source: RefSeq, a predicted model, not a curated record
UUGUGUCGUUAAGGUUAUGAUUGUUGUUGGAAUAUAAUUGUGACCAUCAACAUAUAAAAUCAUUUAGAGAGCAAAAUAUUGACUCGAAAUUACAGUGAUCAACAUUGUUCACGGUUCAUACAAUCAACAACAAUCAGUUAACUAUUUUUUAUUCCUCAUCCUAAUCAUCAUCAUUAUCAUCAUUAUUAAUAAACACUAAUGUUGCAAUUCUAUGUGAUUAUAACAAUAGGAAACAAGGAAAUUGUAACAAUCAACUAACCACUGUUGAUAUUUUCAUAUUCACUAACAGGGAAUUGAUGUUAUCUUAUAUUAUUAGUGUUCACAUUUUAUUCAGUUUUUAAUUGUCUCAUUAUUUACCCAAAUAUACAACUGACAAUUAGCCUAAUUAUUUCAUCACAAUUCACCAUUGAACUGCCAUCUAAAUAUUUGGAGAAUCAUCUAAUUAUUGUGAUUCAGUGAUAAACAAUUUAAUCUUCUAAUUGUAGUUUUUUUUACUGUCAAUUCAGUGUACUAAUUGUAAUAAUAAUUACGAUAAUUGAUCAAAGUGUAUUUUUAAUUGUGCUACUUUGGUAAAUUACAUUGUGGAUUAGAUUAACAUCGGUAUAUAUAUAAAUUGGAUUCGGUAAUUGUUGGAUUAAUUUUGUUUGAUUAUUUUUUUUUCGUUUCGAUAACAAUUAAGAAAGUAAAUUAAACAAAAAUCAAAAGUGAAAUCAUGAAUCGAAGCAACUCUCGAUUAGAAGUACCUCAAGAAUUAACUAAUUUACUUCUCGAUUUUACUGUAAGUGUGCUCAUUAACAAACCAGGGGAUCUUGUUGAUUAUGCAGCAAAUUAUUUCAAUCGGAUGAAAGAUGAAAAAAAGACAACAACAAUUAGAUCAACAUCAACAACAAUAACAAACCAAUCGGAUAAACAGCAACAACAUUUGGAUGAAGAAAAUGAAAUUGAAGAUUCAUUUGAUUUCAAACCACCCACAAAGUUAUCUUUUAAUCGCAGAAAAUCAGUUUUUGCUGAACAUUAUGAUCCAGCUGAAGAGGAUGAUGAAGAAGGUGAAAAGGUAGUUCACCCUAAAAGUGAUGAGCAAAGGAAACGUCUUGGUGAGGCUGUCAAAGGUAUAUUAUUAUUCAGAUCAUUGGAUCAGGUAGACAUGUCAGAAGUUCUGGACGCCAUGUUUGAAAGGAAGGUGCAUCCUGGUGAAUUAGUUAUAAGGCAAGGAGAUGAUGGUGACUAUUUUUACGUAAUAGAAAGGGGAACUUUCAGAUUCUACUGUACAAAUGACGGUAAACAUAUUGAACUUGGAGAGUACACUGAUUCCGGAAGCUUUGGUGAACUUGCUCUUAUGUAUAACAUGCCAAGAUCAGCAUCAGUUGAAGCCAAAUCUGAAGGAUCCCUUUGGGCGAUGAGUCGUCAAACAUUUCGAAAGAUAGUUUUAUCAAGAGCUUUCAAGAAAAGGAAAACAUAUGAAGCUCUGUUGGAAAGAGUUGAAAUGUUGAAGUCUCUUGAGGCAUACGAAAGGAUGAAUCUUUGUGAUGCUUUGACACCAAAAUCAUUUCGAAGUGGAGAAGUCAUCAUUAAAGAGGGUGAUCAGGCUGAUGGAAUGUAUUUUGUUGAAGAGGGAACUGUGGUAAUCACAAAAAUUGAUGAGAGAGGACAAGAGAAAGAGUUAUCAAGAUUAACUAAUGGAGGAUAUUUUGGUGAAUUAGCACUUAUAACACACAAACCUCGAGCAGCGUCAGUUAAAGCUGUUGAUGGUGUCAAGACUGCAUUUCUUGAUGUUGGAGCUUUUGAACGACUUUUGGGACCCUGUAUGGAUAUAAUGAAGAGAAAUUUCAACGAUUAUGAAUCACAAUUAGAGAAAAUUUUUGGCAGUAAAGCAAACAUAUCAGACCUACGAUGACCCAAUCAACAUCAUUAACCACCGAAAUCAUAUGAAAAAAAAACACACACACACACAACACAAAUACAAAUAUAUACAAUUAAAGAAGAGGCAAAGAAAAACACUAAAACAAGGAGACAUCAUUAUCAUCGUCGUCGUCAUUUCUUAUCAUCGUCAUCGUCAUCAUCAUGGAAUCUUUUUUUUCUGAUCAGGCCUUUAUCGUGUGAGGAUGAAAAUCAAAGCCUAUUAAAGUCAAACUGUCAACAUCACACAAACAAUAUAAAUAUUAUACAUACAUCUAAAUGUAAUAACGAAAAACAAGAAAACUCUUUUUUUUGUGUCAUCUUCCCUCUAUAAUCAUCAUCAUCAUCAAGAGAAAAACAAACAUCAAUAUAUACACAUAAAUCUACUAAAUAUACAACAAGAAUACACAGCCAACCAUAAUUUAUAACAGAAUGGAAAAAAAACAAAAGGAAUCAUCUAAAUCAUCAAAAUGUUCAUCGAGACUUAAUUACUAACCAAAUUAAACAUAAACCAUUAAAUGUUAUCGUAAAGGAAAAGGAAGAGAGGAAAUCUAAUCAUAAUGAAACAAUUAAACCAAAAAAAUGACAAAAAUAAGAAAUUAACUUACCUUGGA